This is a messenger RNA of Mucor velutinosus, 2067 nucleotides long. It is a transcript of the gene MCD4, whose product is annotated as Glycosyl phosphatidyl inositol anchor synthesis. Gene Ontology annotation, molecular function: ATP binding; protein kinase activity. The coding region runs from base 1 to 2067 and encodes 688 amino acids. Gene Ontology annotation, cellular component: mitochondrion. The record is from RefSeq and is a predicted model, not a curated record. Gene Ontology annotation, biological process: protein phosphorylation. The transcript is spliced from 3 exons. Lineage: Eukaryota; Fungi; Mucoromycota; Mucoromycetes; Mucorales; Mucoraceae.
AUGCAUAGGCUUCCUUUACAAAAGGCUCUAUUACGACCUUGUGUCUCCCGACAGCAUCAGCACAGUAGAUUGCUUACAACAAGGUCUUUUUCCCUUGGAAAAGGCGCUAGGCAGAGCACUUGCUGUCUUCGACCGGCCACCAUCCUUACUACACAAACUUACCAUUCCAAGGGAACGCUUGCCUUGCUUGCCAGUGCACCAUUUCGCUUUCAUUCUGUCGAUAAAAAGGCCGUACGUGUGGGCAGCAUUGAUUCACCAGCGUCGCCAGCAGAAAUAGAGCACGCAGAGUUGACGCACGAGUCUAGAUUCAUGCUCAUCCGUCUAUGCAAACGUAUCAUACAAUUUCUCGAUGCCUACAUACUAGAGCCUAUAUUAACGCUUAGACGAUUAACCCACAUCUUGUUACUGUUUUUACCGGUGGCUAUCACUGUACCCAUUGUAUUCUUUGGACAAAAAGAGAACGAAGACGAAAGGGCUGGUACCUUGUGGUGGUAUGACUUGCUUGCAACGCAGAUGGAGAGAGCUGGGCCUACAUUUAUCAAGCUUGCUCAAUGGGUGGCAUCUCGUACAGAUCUGUUCCCAUUAGCUCUGUGCACUCGAUUAUCCAAGCUGCACUCACAUGUGGAUCCACAUCCAUUCAGUUAUACCCAGAAAGUGAUAGAAGAAGCAUUUGGCAGACCGUUAGACCAGGUGUUUACUGAAUUGGAUCCAGAGCCAUUAGGUGUAGGCGCUAUUGCACAGGUAUACAAGGCUCGCAUUCGACCAGAGAUUUUGCUGGGCCAUGCCGCCGAGCAAUUUUCGCUGCAAGACAACACCAUCACAACGGACUCGGUCCAGACAUUGGACAGUGAGGGGAAUUCAAUUGUGCUACACACUGCUGUGGCUAUCAAAGUCCUGCAUCCCAAGGCACGCCAAAUUGUACAACGAGAUUUGAUCAUCAUGGGGUGUGUGGCCAAGUUAUUAACAUUGAUCCCGACCAUCCAUUGGCUCUCAUUGCCAGAUGAAGUGCGAGUGUUUGGCGAGAUGAUGAAGGAGCAGUUGGACUUGCGAGGAGAAGGAAACAACCUCAGGCGAUUCAACGAGUAUUUUGCAGACGCCAGAGAUGUCAAGAUUCCCAAAUCACUAGCCGCUUUUACCACCAAAGACAUGUUGUUGGAAGAAUACGUCAAGGGCAUCCCGCUUGAUUUGUUUCUAAAUCAAGCUUCAUUUACUCGAAAGAACGAACUGGACCCUAUUUUCGACCACAAGAUUGCCGAUAUUGGAUUGAACGCUUUUUUGCAUAUGUUGAUUUUCUACAACUUUGUUCAUGCAGAUUUGCAUCCGGGAAACAUCAUGGUCGAGUUUUAUAGACCGUCCGCCCAUCAUCCACUGAGAUUAGCAUGGUCAAAGCUAUUGGGGCGAGAACUGAAAGACAAUGGUGAAUCAGCAGUGAACCGCAUUCUGGCAGUGAAGCACGAUCCAGAAGCAGUGCAGAAGGAACUCGAGCUAUUGCAGCGAGAGGGCUACUCACCACGCCUUGUGUUUAUCGAUACUGGCCUGGUCAACGAACUGAACGACGUCAACCGAAGAAACUUUCUGGAUCUGUUCCAAGCAGUGGCUCAAUUUGACGGAUACAGAGUGGGCGAACUGAUGGUAGAGAGAUGCAGAUCACCUGAAGUUGUCAUUCAGCCUGAUGUGUUUGCGUUGAGGAUGCAAAACUUGAUUCUUGGAUUGAAGCAAAACACUUUUCAUUUGGGUGCAGUGAAGAUUGGCAAUUUGUUGCACGAGACAAUGAACAUGGUUCGAUCGCAUCAUGUCAAAAUGGAGGGCGAUUUCAUCAAUGUCGUGGUCAGCAUCAUGCUCUUGGAGGGCAUUGGAAGACAGCUGAACCCUGAUCUGGACCUGUUUAAGAAUGCAUUGCCCGUGCUCAGAGACUACAGUAUCAAAGAGGGAGGUAAAGCAGCAUUGGAAGAGAUGAAGGAUCCUCAAUUACGAGGAGGCCACUGGAUUAAGGUGUGGAUCUUCUUGGAGCUCCGAAAUUAUCUCGGACGAAAUACCCGUGAUGAAGAGUGGUUACAACUAUGGUAA